AUGAAGCGACAUCAGAAGGUUGACGGAGACGAAGCCGAUUCUAAAUCCAAACAGUUGGGUAUGGAUGGCAUCAACGGUGAAGUGGAAGAUGGCGAUGAAGCCGAUUCCAUCUCCAAAUUCGUCGAUACCGACUCGUAUGUAUCGAAUAAUAAAAAGUUGGAUGGGGACGACGCCCAGUCCAAAUCCAGAUUUGAAGACGAUGAUACAGAAUCCAAGUCCUCUAGUAGUAUCCUUACCAAAACGUCGGUGUUCACUACCAAGUCCACCACCACGGCUGUCACUUGCGUAGAGGAUUUGUUGGAAGGAGGUAACUUGGUGGCAGGAGACGCCCAUGGCCGCCAACCCACCCGACGAAAUACCCUCUUUGUGAUGGAACUGCCCGGCCGUCUGCAAAGAAGACCUGCUAUCCAGCCUACUCGACUGUCGUUUCCAGGUGCCUUUCGCAUAGGCAGCAACAGCAACAAUGAUGUUAUUAGUGACUCUGGCAGUGGUCGACAAUAUCAAACCUGGCUGGCACGGCAAAAUCCCGAUGCCCCCGACAGCAUCAUUUUGGUUCCACGGGCAUCCUUGGUCAGUGACGAUGCUAGCGUCUCCUCGUUGGGAACUGGUCCAGGACAACAACAGUAUAUCUUUGAAGCAUCUUUGGUUCGAGGAAACAUUGCCCCGGAAGACGCAGUCAUCAUGAGCCGUCGAAAGGUGAAAGUCAUCUUGGUUAUAAUAGUCGCCCUGAUCCUUUCCUUGGCAACGGCCUUGCUCAUUGCCAUGACACAAAUGGAUCGGACUGUUCCGCUGGCAACAUUUGCCCCGGGGAACGGAUCUGCUACGGAAGCUCCCCGGGCACCUACCAGUACGGUACCGGUACCGGUACCUGUGACAGUGAAUUUACCUGGCCCAGAAGUUUUCACCACGAUCCCGUCCACAACAACUGCUUCCAGUACUCCUUCAACAGAAUCUCCAAGUGGGCACUCCACCGCAGAAUCGGCGGGUAUUCAGAAUACGGACUCACCAUCGCCCCCCAACGCCCCCAACUUGGAAGGAGAAACAUUGGCUAAUUUUGACGGGGUGCUGCAAGAAGGAGGGGACCACGGAGAUGACGGUCCCAUCACGGUGAUUAGUGCGGAUACAAUACCGCCUCUUCCAAGUUCACAUCCCACCUCUGAUUCGGACUACGAAGAUGAAUAUAAGCCAUCCACCCAGCCAUCUGUCACCCCUUCCAAGAUCCCAUCAGUGGCCCCGUCAGAGGUAGUAACCUCUUUGCCAACCAGGGAAAUCACUUUUCUGGAAGCACUGGAAGCGUUGACACCCACUCCGGUCCAACCAACACCAACACCGACCUUGGAACCGUCAGGGACGCCAACAGACGUGGAAACUACCAACAAGCCAUCCUCCACUCCAAGUUUGCCUCCAGUCAAGCCUCCCACUGCAUCCACAAUUUCACCAGUGCCACCAGUCAACAUUCCAUUCCCAACUACCGAGAUCCCCUCCAGGCAACCCGCUACUGUUCAACCUCUUCCAUCCACCCUUCCCCCUUCCACGGAUCCACCAACAACAGACCCUCCACAACAAUGCCGCUUUGUUGAAUGGUCCAACGUUUAG
This is a messenger RNA of Seminavis robusta, 1596 nucleotides long. NCBI's taxonomy places the organism in Eukaryota, Bacillariophyta, Bacillariophyceae, Naviculales, Naviculaceae. The record is from the annotation of a GenBank genome assembly.